AUGGUGCUAUCUUGUACCCUCUCUUUGUCUCUGUGUGUUGAUCUCUCUCUCUCUCUCUCUCUCUCUCUCAUUUCUCUCUCAUUGUCUAUUGGUCUCUCACCCUUUGUGUAUCGGUAUAUCUCUCUCUCUUUAUCUUUCAGUGUCUUUAUGAAUCGUUUUUUUUUUCUUUUUCCCUUUCUGUCUUUGUCUGUUGCACUCUCCCUAUCUCUCUGUGUAUGGUUUAAAAAUCGCCGCGCCAAAUGCCGACAGCAACAGAAAGCUCAGGAAGGUAAAAAGCCGACCCCGAAAAAGACAAAGUCUCCAUCACCGCCGACCAGUUCCCCAGGGACUCCUUCUUACAAAACUACACCGAUUACGAGUCCUUCCAAUGGGAGCAUGAAUUCUUCGCCGCCAAUCUGGAGUCCGGUUUCUGUACCUUCGGUCAAUGAUUUGAUGGCCCCUAAUAGCUGCAUGCAGCGGACAGGAUACCCAAUGACCAAUGGUCAAACUGCCGCGUACACGCCGCAAAACUACGGCCAUUCUGGUUAUUAUGGCAACAUGGAAUACCUACCGCCGAUGCAGCUGCCUGUGAUGUCCACAAACCAGAUGACCUCACCAAUGUCCAGCAUUACAAAUGCCCACACCACACAGAUGGGGUCGUACGGUCCGUUGUCAGGUGCUCAGUCUUUGGCCCGCCCGAACCACAGUGAAUGCUUGGAAUAUAAGGAUCCUUCAGGAUGGGCUAAAUUUCAAGUGCUGUGA
Molecule: messenger RNA, 741 nt
Organism: Acanthosepion pharaonis
Lineage: Eukaryota; Metazoa; Mollusca; Cephalopoda; Sepiida; Sepiidae
Source: the annotation of a GenBank genome assembly